Messenger RNA from Tuber aestivum (summer truffle), 1512 nucleotides. The record is from the annotation of a GenBank genome assembly. Lineage: Eukaryota; Fungi; Ascomycota; Pezizomycetes; Pezizales; Tuberaceae.
AAUCUCAGCAACAAACAGGCAGGCGGGCGAAACAAACAAACAAGGCGAAUAAGCUAUGAAGUUUCCCCUCCUUCUCCUUUUAUCAUUUCUGUCCCUCGCCCUCUCCCAUGCAGGGAAGGAGUAUACCGAGGAGGACAUCUCAAACCUUCGUCAAAAAUGGGCUUCUGAACACCCUUUCGGCGGAAUCUCCACCUUUGCCCACCUUCCACACGUUCACUGCCUCACCAGCCCGCACGAGGGGUUCGACAUUGCGAUUCUUGGUGCCCCCUUCGAUACGGCUGUAACUUAUCGACCCGGAGCACGCUUCGGCCCACGAGCCAUACGCGCUGCGAGCGCAAGACAGUCGGAGAGUAGGGGAUUUAAUGUUCGUGCGGGUAUAAAUCCGUACUUGUCGGACGUGAAGUUACUUGAUUGCGGGGACAGUGUGUUUCCCCGACGGGGGAGUGAGGGUGAGGAGGAGGAGGCUAAUUAUUGGGGAGCGGGUAGUUCCGAUAUCACCAUUCGAUAACGAGCUUGCACUGCGACAGAUGACCGAAGCGUAUAAAGAGUUGAUGUCCCGGUCCACUCCCUCUGGCCGGCGGCCAAUAAUCGUCACGCUGGGUGGGGACCACUCGAUUGCGUUGGCGGCAUUGCGUGGGGUGAAUAGCGUUUAUGGACCUGUUUCUGUGGUUCACUUUGACGCUCGUAUGUUCCCGUCUCUGCUCGCUCGCUGCGGGGUACGGUGUCGUGGCUAAUGAUUAGACAUCGACACCUGGCAUCCAACAAAAUAUACCUCCUCCUGGCCAACUCUACAAUCCACAUUCACCCACGGCAGCAUGUUCUACCUGGCCUACAAUGAGUCUCUCCUCCUUCCCACAUCCAAUAUCCACGCGGGCCUACGCUCCCGCCUUUCCGGCGCGGAUAUGAGCGACUACGCUGAUGACGAUGCCCAAGGGUGGGCGAGAAUCUCCACCGAUGACAUAGACGACAUAGGCGUUGCCGGAAUAGUCAAGAGGAUUUUGGAGCACGUUGGCAACAACAAAGUGUACCUUUCCAUCGACAUUGACGUUCUGGACCCCGGGACAGCGCCGGGCACUGGAACGCCCGAGGCUGGAGGGUGGACAACAAGAGAGCUGAUUAGGAUAAUCCGGGGGAUUGAGGGGCUGGACGUGGUGGGCGUGGAUGUGGUUGAGGUUGCGCCGGCCUACGAUUGGGCGGAGAGUACGGCGUUGGCGGCGUCGCAGGUGGUUUUCGAGGUUCUGAGUAGCUUGGCCAAGAAAGCUGGGGCUGCUCUCAGAGUGGAGGCAGAGGCGAGGGAUGAACUGUGAGGGAAUGUUGGGUUCCUGCGUGGUGCCCGUGUCAUGUAUGGGAGAGGGCGCUAAAGUCUUGGUUGACGGAGCCUAUGCUCCUGGAGGGGGCGUUUGAUGUCCCGAUGAUAAAAUGGGGCUGCGAGGAAUUCUGGUGGGGGGGAGAGCAGCUUUUGCCACUGCAUGAUGUAUGUGUUGUGGUAUAAUACUAUUCCCUCCAACCGCC